AUGAGUCGAGUGGGAGUUAUUGGAGUUACAAUUAUGGCUAUUUUAUCGGGUUUUGGUGCUGUAAACAGUCCUUAUGCUACUAUGACGUUCUUCUUGAGACAAGUCACAUACGCAGAUAUAUGGGCGGCUGAGAAAAAAUAUCUCCAAACAAUGGAACAGAUAAUGAGCAAGAAGAAAAGAAUAUUGGUUUCACAAUUGAGACAAAAGGCUGGAAAUGAGCAGAACGGUUCACGGGUUGGAGGAUUUAUGCGAAAAAUGUUACAUACCGUAGUUAGCGGAAUAGGAAUCGGAGGAGAAAGCAUCAGCAUGCUAAGACAAGAAAUAGUCGGGUUGGAGAAUCUGAGUCGGCAGCUGUUUCUCGAUAUUGAUGAUUUGUAUCAAGAAAAGGAUCGCCUCGAGUACUCUAAAACAUGGAAGGGAAAAUAUUUUAAUUUUCUCGGAUAUAUAUUUUCCAUUUAUUGUAUCUACAAAAUUGUUAUGGCCACGAUAAACAUAAUCUUUAGUCGCAAAGUCGGAAAAGACCCUAUAAGCAACGGUUUAGCACUGGCGAUCAAUUACAUCAACAUUGAAUUAGACGUUAGUUUCUGGUCUCAGCAAUUGAGUUUCUUCUUUGUAGGUUUAUUGAUCAUUUUCAGUAUUCGGGGAUUAUUAAUUCAAUUAUUGAAGUUUUUCAGGGCCGUGUCCAACUCCGUAUCCAGAAGCAACAUUGUGUUGUUUCUUGCUCAGAUAAUGGGAAUGUAUUUUUUAAGUUCAGUGCUUAUGAUGCGUUUGAACCUUCCCGAUGAAUACAGAACCAUAAUAUCUGAUGUUUUAGGAUCAAUAGAAUUCAAUUUUUACCAUCAUUGGUUCGAUGUUAUCUUCCUAGUUAGUGGUAUAGUGAGCAUGGUAUUUUUGUAUUUCGUUCAUCAAGCAAACAAAAGUAACGCUAUGUUGUCGCGCGCUGUAACGUCUCAAGGAGAAUUGUCUCCACUCACUGGUGGGAGUAAUGCAUCUAACGGUCAAAGGACUGGCUAUGAUGACCAUUAUACUACUUCGAGACGAAACGGUGUCAAUGGUGUAUUUCCGAGGGUAGGAAGAGCACUUUAUUAA
Molecule: messenger RNA, 1089 nt
Organism: Paraglomus occultum
Lineage: Eukaryota; Fungi; Glomeromycota; Glomeromycetes; Paraglomerales; Paraglomeraceae
Source: the annotation of a GenBank genome assembly